AUGGAGGCCAUCAACGUGAACCCUCCUGCAUACAGGAACGAGAAAGUCGAAGAGACCAAGUACACCUCGGACUAUGAGGAGGAGGGCCAACUUAAGACUGGCCAGGUUGCAGAUGCCUUUGGAAACGAGGAGUCGGCAGAAAUCAAAUAUAAGACGUUGAAGUGGUGGCAAUGCGGCUUGCUCAUGAUUUGCGAAUCCGUGUCGCUCGGUGUGCUAUCCCUGCCAGCUGCUGUGGCUACUCUGGGUCUUGUCCCAGCUGUCAUUUUAAUUGUCGGUCUCGGUCUCCUUGCGACAUACACUGGAUACAAUAUUGGGUUAUUUAGAGAGAGAUAUCCAAAAAUCCAGAACCUUGCGGAUGCCGGAGAGAUCCUGAUGGGACCUUUUGGCCGGGAGCUCUUCGGUCUUGGUCAAUUCUUAUUUUUCAUCUUUGUCAUGGGAAGCCAUAUCCUGACUUUUCGGGUCAUGAUGAACACUAUCACUGAGCACGGCACCUGCUCGAUCGUCUUUAGUGUCGUUGGCAUGGUUAUUUCCAUCGUCCUCUCGAUCCCUCGCACGAUGAAGGGACUGACAUGGAUUUCGUUUGUCUCAUUCCUCAGCAUUUUUGGCGCCGUCAUGAUUACCAUGAUCUCUGUGGGUGUGCAAGAUCACCCCGGCCGCAUUAUCGAGGCGACAGUCGAUACUACUCUCUACUCCGGAUUCCAGGCUGUUUCCAACAUAGUUUUUGCCUACUGCGCCCACGUUGCCUUUUUCGGCCUGAUCGCCGAAAUGGAAACCCCCAGAGAUUUCAAGAAGUCGCUGUUCAUGCUUCAAUCCUUUGAGAUUUGCUUGUAUCUCACUGCUGCCGUGGUGAUUUACUACUUUGUCGGCAAAGACGUAGCAUCGCCGGCUCUGAUUUCUGCGGGCCCUGUGAUGAAGAAGGUUGCUUUCGGCAUUGCCAUUCCUACGAUUGUUGGAGCUGGUGUGGUCAACGGCCACGUUGGUCUCAAGUACAUCUAUUUCCGUCUUUGCCACAAGUCAGAUCUGAUCCACAGCCGAAGCAAACGCUCUGUCGGAAUCUGGAUCGGGCUCGGUGUGUCUUGCUGGAUUGUCGCCUGGAUCAUCGCAGAGGCCAUUCCUGUGUUCAGUGACCUGAACGGGUUGAUCAGCGCGCUCUUCGCCAGUUGGUUCAGCUAUGGGCUCAGUGGUGUCUACUGGCUUCAUUUGAACUAUGGGCAGUGGUUCGCCAGCCCUCGAAAGAUCUUGCUCACCAUCCUCAACAUCUCCAUUGGCCUGUUCGGUCUGGCCCUCUGUGUCUUGGGCUUAUAUGCAUCAGGCACGGCCAUCCAUAAUGAUAAGAGCAGCAGCAGCUUCAGCUGUGCCAAUACGGACGCUUAA
This is a messenger RNA of Aspergillus udagawae, 1374 nucleotides long. Its product is annotated as neutral amino acid permease. The record is from RefSeq and is a predicted model, not a curated record. The coding region runs from base 1 to 1374 and encodes 457 amino acids. Gene Ontology annotation, cellular component: vacuolar membrane. The transcript is spliced from 7 exons. Lineage: Eukaryota; Fungi; Ascomycota; Eurotiomycetes; Eurotiales; Aspergillaceae. Gene Ontology annotation, biological process: amino acid transmembrane transport. Gene Ontology annotation, molecular function: amino acid transmembrane transporter activity.